GCUGUUUCCGGAAGUCGCCCCGGCGGUGUGUUCUGCUGCCUCCUGCCUCUGCCUCUGCCGCCUCCGUGGCCAGCCCGGUAGCUGCGGAACUCUGCGAGUAGAACGGCUGAGGCGAGCCUAGGCGGGGCAGGGGUUCCAGCCACUCGGAAGAAUGGAGAUAAUUAGGAACAAUUUUAAGAGUAACCUUCAUAAAGUGUACCAGGCCAUAGAGGAGGCAGACUUCUUCGCCAUCGAUGGGGAGUUUUCAGGAAUCAGCGAUGGACCUUCAGUCAGUGCCCUGACAAAUGGUUUUGACACUCCAGAAGAGAGGUAUCAGAAGCUUAAGAAGCAUUCCAUGGACUUUUUGCUGUUUCAGUUUGGCCUUUGCACUUUUAAGUAUGACUACACAGAUUCAAAGUAUAUCAUGAAGUCUUUUAACUUCUAUGUUUUCCCAAAACCCUUCAAUAGAUCCUCACCUGAUGUCAAAUUUGUUUGUCAGAGCUCCAGUAUCGACUUCUUGGCGAGCCAGGGAUUUGAUUUCAAUAAAGUUUUUUGCAAAGGAAUUCCAUAUUUAAAUCAGGAAGAGGAGAGACAGUUGAGAGAGCAUUAUGAUGAAAAACGUUCUCAGGCCAAUGGUGCAGGAGCUCUGGCGUAUGUGUCUCCUAACACUUCAAAAUGUCCUGUGACAAUUCCUGAGGAUCAGAAGAAGUUUAUUGACCAAGUAGUAGAGAAAAUAGAAGAUUUAUUACAGAAUGAAGAAGACACGACCUUGGAUUUAGAGCCAUGCACCGGGUUCCAAAGAAAAUUAAUUUAUCAGACCUUGAGCUGGAAGUAUCCCAAAGGCAUUCACAUUGAGACUUUAGAAACUGAAAAGAAGGAGCGAUAUAUAGCUAUCAGCAAAGUAGAUGAAGAAGAACGCAAAAGAAGAGAGCAACAGAAACAUGCUAAAGAACAGGAGGAACUAAAUGAUGCUGUAGGAUUUUCAAGAGUCAUUCAUGCCAUUGCCAAUUCGGGAAAACUCGUUGUUGGACACAAUAUGCUCUUGGAUGUCAUGCACACAAUUCAUCAGUUCUACUGCCCUCUGCCUGCGGACUUGAAAGAGUUUAAAGAGAUGACAACAUGUGUCUUCCCCAGACUCUUGGAUACUAAAUUGAUGGCAAGCACACAACCAUUUAAGGAUAUCAUUAACAACACAUCCCUUGCAGAAUUGGAAAAGCGGUUAAAAGAGACACCUUUCAACCCUCCUAAAGUUGAAAGUGCAGAAGGUUUUCCAAGUUAUGACACAGCUUCUGAACAGCUCCACGAGGCAGGCUAUGAUGCUUAUAUCACAGGACUGUGCUUCAUCUCCAUGGCAGAUUACUUAGGUUCUUUUCUCAGUCCUCCAAAAAUUCAUGUGUCUUCCAGAUCAAAACUCAUUGAACCUUUUUUUAACAAGUUAUUUCUUAUGAGGGUCAUGGACAUCCCCUAUCUAAAUUUGGAAGGACCAGACUUGCAACCUAAACGUGAUCAUGUUCUCCAUGUAACGUUCCCCAAAGAGUGGAAAAGCAGUGACCUUUACCAGCUAUUCAGUGCCUUUGGUAACAUUCAGAUAUCCUGGAUCGAUGACACAUCAGCAUUUGUGUCUCUCAGCCAACCUGAACAAGUCCCGAUUGCUGUCAAUACCAGCAGAUAUGCAGAAAGCUAUCGGAUCCAGACCUAUGCUGACUAUGUGGGGAAAAAACAGGGAGAGAAGCAGAUCAAGAGCAAAUGGACAGAUGACAGCUGGAAGGAAGUAGAGAGAAAGCAGCUGAACACACAGGGCUUGUCUCACUCGCUUCAGAACCACUACUACCCUCCUGACAGCUUUACAGCCACCAGCACAAUCAGAAAGAGAAAUUUGAGCCCCAGUCCAAAAGCUGGCCCAGAAGACAGAGUAUCAGGGAAGAUUUCUGACUCUGAGCUUGAGCAGAUGGAUUCCUGUGCAGAAUCCUUCUCAGAGGGAAGGAAAAAGACCAAGAAAUUAAAAAGAAUGAAGAAAGAGCUUACUCCAACAGGAAGCGUCGCGGUCAGCCCCGCCAAGCUCUUCGAAGUUCCCGACACGUGGUAACAAGGCCAGAGGCAAGCAGACUGCUGGUGCUGCCGCGGGGAGAGAGGUGGCCAGCACAUUCGGAAGCCACACUGACUGUCACCCAGCGUGCUGUGGGAGGGGCUUAAACCAAGGGUGUCUCCUGGAAAGACUAGUUUUUAUUUUCGUGGCUGUUUCUCUUUUCCUUUUUAAUGUAAAGUAUCUCUUGACACACACCACAGUUGUGUGCUGCCGUGAACGUGUACGUUAUUAACCAUGUAGUCUUCUGUUGCUCAUGCCGUGCGUUGGGCUCUGAGAAUCCACCUGCCAGGGGAGUGGGCUGUGAAUAUCGAGAAGAGCCAGCGUUACGGGUGCUCUGGUCUCGGAAUUGGGGUGGACUCCCCUGCACGAAGAGGUGCUCGUUCCUCCUCUGCUGCUCCGGCUGUGGGACACUCCUGGCCGUGGUCACGGUCUUCCAGUGGAGAAGCUGCUGUGUCCCUGUGCUUCCCACCACAGCCGCCCGGAAGUAGCCCGCGUUCAGGCAGGAAGCCAUCUGCCCGUGUCAGACCCUCGGCCUUUGGACAUGUUUGUGUAGCGCUGUUUUCCAUGGGGGUGUCUGGGUAAGAGGUGGCUGCAUUCUCCCAUGAGUGCUGUGUUCUUGCCAUGUCUGCGCCUGGUUGUCCUUUCUGUUCUGUUUCUGUGUGUGUUUGGGGUGCAGCGGCACGUGUCCAUACGUGAGUGUGAGUGUGAGUGUGAGUGAAAUCAUAACAAAAUCUACAUGUAUCAGCCCUUUCUGUAAACAGAUCACAGCAGCAAAAGAAAAGUCAUGGAUCUCCUUCAGUAGAUCUGCUUUGGAAAGAUCAUUGUUAGAUAUUUAACAUUUUGUAUUGUGGAAAUAAGGAUGAACAUGUAUUUCCAAAA
Messenger RNA from Fukomys damarensis (Damara mole-rat), 2944 nucleotides. It is a transcript of the gene Parn, whose product is annotated as poly(A)-specific ribonuclease. The transcript has 24 exons. Lineage: Eukaryota; Metazoa; Chordata; Mammalia; Rodentia; Bathyergidae. Gene Ontology annotation, cellular component: cytoplasm; nucleus. The record is from RefSeq and is a predicted model, not a curated record. Gene Ontology annotation, molecular function: metal ion binding; RNA binding; poly(A)-specific ribonuclease activity. Bases 152 to 2065 code for a protein of 637 amino acids. Gene Ontology annotation, biological process: nuclear-transcribed mRNA poly(A) tail shortening.